GAACACAAUACUCCAAGUGCGGCCUCGCCGUCGUCGUGUACGUGACAACAUACUUCUUUUCUCUCUCUCUCUCUCUCUCUCACUCUGACGUACCGGAGAAGAUGUCCCUGCAGAUGUGUGUGAGGGAGAGCCCAGGCCUCCCCUCCCGCUGCCAUCUUCCCGGGCCGCAGUCGGUCACCUGACUGCCGCCUGCCCCGCCGCCAUUUUCUCUCUGGGCUGCCUGGUGCGAAGGUGAGCGCGGCUCCGGCAGAGCAGUGCACGCCAGCCGCUCGCCUCCCUCCCUCCGCGCACACGGAUCCACGGGGGAGGGCGAAGAGACCGAGCAUGGUGUAAUCAGCUCCCGCCCCCCCCCCCCUUCAGCGGAGCCGGAUUCUUCUUCCCCCCUCCUCACGGCGAGAAGCGCGGCCAGGAUGGCUCUGAAGAUCGUGAAAGGCAGCAUUGACCGCAUGUUUGACAAGAAUUUGCAGGACCUGGUACGUGGCAUCAGGAACCACAAGGAUGACGAGGCCAAAUAUAUUUCACAAUGUAUUGAUGAAAUAAAGCAGGAGCUCAAGCAGGACAAUAUUGCAGUCAAGGCCAAUGCAGUCAUCAAACUUGCAUAUCUGCAAAUGCUGGGAUAUGACAUCAGCUGGGCUGCAUUCAAUAUUAUAGAAGUAAUGAGUUCAUCAAAGUUUACGUUCAAGAGAAUAGGGUAUCUGGCAGCCUCUCAGUGUUUUUAUGAAGGAACCGAUGUAAUCAUGUUAACAACAAAUCAGAUUCGUAAGGAUCUCAGCAGCCCGAAUCAGUAUGAUACAGGAGUUGCUUUGACAGGUUUAUCCUGUUUUGUUACUCCAGAUCUUGCCAGAGAUUUAGCAAAUGACAUUAUGACAUUGAUGUCUCACACAAAGCCUUACAUUAGAAAGAAAGCUGUGCUUAUCAUGUACAAGGUGUUCCUCAAAUACCCAGAAUCCCUGCGACCUGCCUUCCCACGCCUUAAAGAGAAACUGGAGGAUCCAGAUUCUGGUGUUCAGUCUGCCGCCGUGAAUGUUAUCUGUGAGCUUGCCCGACGCAAUCCGAAGAAUUAUCUUUCUCUGGCUCCACUGUUUUUCAAACUGAUGACAUCAUCAACUAAUAAUUGGGUCCUCAUUAAAAUAAUUAAACUUUUUGGAGCCCUUACCCCACUUGAGCCACGGCUGGGGAAGAAACUCAUUGAACCACUGACAAAUUUAAUACACAGUACCUCAGCCAUGUCUCUUUUGUAUGAAUGUGUGAACACCGUGAUAGCAGUCCUCAUCUCUCUCUCUUCUGGAAUGCCGAAUCACAGUGCCAGCAUUCAGCUUUGUGUGCAGAAGCUGCGAAUUCUUAUUGAAGAUUCUGACCAAAACUUGAAGUAUCUGGGUUUGCUGGCCAUGUCGAAAAUUUUGAAGACUCAUCCCAAGUCUGUACAGUCCCACAAGGAUCUAAUUUUACAGUGUUUGGAUGACAAGGAUGAAUCUAUACGACUCCGAGCUCUAGAUCUUCUGUAUGGAAUGGUUUCAAAGAAGAAUUUAAUGGAAAUUGUUAAGAAAUUAAUGAUUCAUGUAGAUAAAGCAGAAGGCACAACGUACAGAGACGAACUCCUGACAAAAAUCAUUGACAUUUGUAGUCAGUCCAACUAUCAAUACAUCACCAAUUUUGAAUGGUAUAUUAGCAUUCUGGUUGAACUGACUCGACUUGAAGGAACGCGACAUGGCCACCUAAUUGCAGCUCAAAUGCUUGAUGUAGCUAUUCGGGUGAAGGCUAUCCGAGCAUUUGCAGUAUCACAGAUGGCUAUGUUGUUAGAUAAUGCCCAUCUACUUGCUGGCAAUAUGCAAAGGAAUGGAAUUUGUGAAGUUCUGUAUGCUGCUGCGUGGAUUUGUGGUGAAUUUUCAGAACAUCUUCAAGAGCCUAAUCAAACACUGGAAGCUAUGCUGAAGUCCAAAGUCACAACAUUGCCAGGGCACAUACAGGCAGUUUAUGUGCAGAAUGCUGCAAAGUUGUAUGCAUCAGUAUUGCAGCAGCACGAGCAAGCAGGAGACAAGGAAGCUGCUGAGGAAAUAACCCAAGUGUUGAUUGACAAGCUACCCCAGUUUGUUCAGAAUGCAGAUCUUGAAGUGCAGGAGCGGGCUUCAUGUAUUCUUCAGCUGAUAAAAUACAUACAAAAGCUUCAAGCUAAGGAUGUUCCCGUAGCAGAAGAAGUCAUGGCUUUGUUUGCUGGCGAACUUAACCCUGUUGCUCCCAAAGCACAGAAGAAAGUCCCACUGCCAGAUGGGUUGGAUCUUGAUGCCUGGAUUAACGAUGCACCUUCAGAAAGCUCUUCAGAUGAUGAAAACACUAAGAAAACAGUCUUCCAUGAUGAGGACCAAAGAAAUAUCAGACAUCGACAGCCAGAAUUAGAUGAAGAUGAGCUUGCUAGGAGGCGAGAAGUAAGAAAACAAGAACAGGCAAACAAUCCAUUUUACAUCAAAAGUUCUCCAUCUCCUCAGAAGAAUUACCAGGAUGCUAGUGGAGUGGAACACAUACCUGUGGUGCAGAUUGAUCUUACGGUGCCAUUGAGAGUACCAGGAAUGCCUUUGUCAGAUCAGUAUCUUAAACUGGAAGAAGAGCGCAGACAACAGCAGAAACGGGAUAGAGAGAAAAAGAAAAAGAAACAAAAAAGAGACAAAAAAGACAAGAAAGGCAAACGUCGUCACGAUUCGCUUCAUACGGAAAGCGAUGAAGAUAUUGCUCCAGUUCAUCAUGUUGACAUUAUCACUGAAGAAAUGCCUGAAAAUGCCUUGCCAAGUGAUGAUGAUGAUGACAAAGACCCUAAUGAUCCAUACAAAGCAUUAGAUAUUGAUUUAGAUAAUCUAAAUCCUAUGAAAAAAGGAAGGCCUUUGACAGAUAAUGAAAAGCUGCCUGUGAGGACACACCGAGUGACUGAAAAGAAGUCACCAGAAGUUGAAGCUGCUCCAGUAGAGGAAAAAAUCAAAAAAAACCUUAAGAAGGCAAAGAAAGAAAAGAAAGACAAAGAGAAAAGGAAAAGUAGAGAAAAAGUUAGCAAAAAGCAUAAAAAGUCUUAUGAAAAUCCAGAGAAUGAACAUGCUGAACCUGAAGAAAUUAUUGCACCAACAUCAAAAGAAGAAAAUGAAAAAUCCAAAGAGGGAUCAGAUCUCGACUUCUGGCUGUCUAAUGCUCCAGUACAAAGCAAAUCAGAGAUAGAAUCACUUAAAAAUGAAGAGACAUCUGAAGUACAAGAAACAUCAGAAGCAAAAGAAAAAGAGGAAGAGGAAGCAAAAUCAUCAAAGCACAAGAAGAAGAAACAUAAGAAAGAGAAGUCAAAGGAGGAAAAGAAAUCGCAGAAAAAGAAACACCACAGCAGUGAAGAGGCCCCAGAAUCUGUUCAGAAUGGCAGCUUAGAUGACGAGCCCUUGCCUCCAAUGUCCAGCUACUCCCUCCUUGCAGAAAAUUCCUAUGUAAAAAUGAUGUAUGAUAUUCAAGGAAAUCUUCAAGAUGGAAGUCAAGUGGUUGUAUCAGUCAUCUUUGAAAACCAAAGUAAUGGUUAUCUCAAGUCGAUGGACUUUAAUGUUUUAGAUUCUCUUAACACUAAACUCAUUCGACCAGAAGGGUCCUCCAUACAUGAUGGUAUAUCAGUUCCUUUCCAACUCCCACCUGAUGUUUCAAAUGAAGCUCGGUUUGUGUUUACUGUGGAAAGCAUCGUCAUGCCACAGAAGCUGAAAGGAACACUUACUUUUAUAGUCAAAACGGAUGAUGGAUCUUCUCAUGAAAAACUUGAUUUUAAGUUGCACUUCACUUGCACUUCGUACAUGAUCACGACGCCUUGUUAUAGUGAUGCAUUUGCAAAGUUGCUGGAAUCUGGAGAACUAAAGAUGAGUUCAAUAAAAGUGGACAGAAUAAGUAUUUCAUUCCAACUUCUUCUGGCAAAGAUUUGCUUUCAUCACCACUUCUCUGUUGUGGAACGUAUCAAUUCAUGUGCAUCUAUGUAUAGCCGUUCUAUCCAAGGUCAUCACAUGUGUCUUUUGGUGAAAAUGGGUGAUAACUCCAUCUCUGUGGAUGGGAAAUGCAGCGAUUCUACUCUUCUGGGAAAUCUACUUGAUGAAUUGAAGCAGACAUUGACAGAAAGCUGCUGAGCUGUUGUAAAUCACACUAGAAUUGUAUUAUGUUCUUCCUUGAAAGCAUGAACUACAUAACACAAGGCAUGUGCAUUAUUUAUCUUCACAAUCAUUUGCAGUUAGACAUUCUGAUUGCGUGUUCAAGGUUUUUUUUGUUUCCUUUUGGCCGCUACAGAUAUGGUUUCACCCUGAUCCCAUACUGCAGCCAUGUGUAUUAUAUACUGGUUACCGAGACCAGCAGACAUUUAAAUAUCCAAACUCUUAGAGUGUAUUGAACUGAUUUGUGUAUUUCAAAUUGAUACUGCAUUCCUGAAGAGUUGAACUGUAGUGAUGCUGUACAAGCAGCUAUGAACCCAAAGUAGUCUGCCAGUCCAUGUCCAGAGACUGAACAUUUACUUUAAAUUUGUCUUUCUUAAAUGUUUAUUCCUCAAAUAGUGGUGUUUCGUUUGAUGGUCAAAACUGUCAGAUUAGCAUGUAGAAUACUCUUGUAGAAUUCUGUGUGUUUAUUCUAGAAUUUUGAACAAUGUGUUUAAAAUGAUUUACUAUCAACAUUCCCUCUUGGAGAAAAAUUGACAAGCUGCUGUACCUUUUGUGUCGAUAAACCAAUAAAAAUGUAAAAUCUC
Messenger RNA from Pristis pectinata (smalltooth sawfish), 4732 nucleotides. RefSeq names its product adaptor related protein complex 3 subunit delta 1 (gene ap3d1). Bases 411 to 4127 code for a protein of 1238 amino acids. The transcript is spliced from 34 exons. The record is from RefSeq and is a predicted model, not a curated record. Gene Ontology annotation, cellular component: membrane coat; terminal bouton; presynaptic endosome. Gene Ontology annotation, biological process: Golgi to vacuole transport; neurotransmitter receptor transport, postsynaptic endosome to lysosome; synaptic vesicle budding from endosome. NCBI's taxonomy places the organism in Eukaryota, Metazoa, Chordata, Chondrichthyes, Rhinopristiformes, Pristidae.